Symbiodinium natans is the source of this 3045-nucleotide messenger RNA. The record is from the annotation of a GenBank genome assembly. NCBI's taxonomy places the organism in Eukaryota, Dinophyceae, Suessiales, Symbiodiniaceae.
AUGCCACAGCACUGGUCAGUUAGCAUUGCUACACAGCUCGCGUUCCUUUUUGUUUACCCUGACAUCAGAGACGGACCACCCAAGGCCUUGGACGAGUUUUCCCUAGAAGAAGACACCAGCCACGAGAAGGAUGCAACGUUGCAAAUCCUGGAGCACAACUUGUCCGUGCUCAGCGCGCACUCCUUGAAAGAUUUCUUGCUGCCUGACGCUGAUGUUCAAAGGCUCAUGCAGAGCAUGGACCCCACCUACUUCAAGAAACUGGAAUGGCCUCCGGUGGAGGAACGUGCCCUGCUGCGCUUUGUUCCUUGCCACAAAGAAGUCGCAGAUGAGGAGUCCAGGCAAUGGCGAGCAUUCAACCUCAUUUACAGCACGCUUCACGGCCGUGGGUUGGCGGUGGCCGAGCUUUGUCAUCCUCUAUGGAAUGACUUCAAGAGAAGUCUUGGAAAGGCAAGGAUGAUGUCCACCCUCCUGAAGGCCACUCACACCGUCAAUCACGGAGCGGGUCCGUGGCGGUCGGGAAAGAGAAGGUUGGGAAUUCAUGCCGCCGCAAAGAGACUCAUGGACCUGGCAGAGUACGCGCCGGAGUACAUGGCAAACCUCACAGAGCGAGUGAAUUGGGAUCGAGGUUGGCAGGGAGGAGGAGGGCCACUGACUCGAGAAGAAGUCUUGAAGUCACGUGCUGCGAAACGACGACUGCCAUAUGCCAAGAACAAAAGCUGGUUUGGGAUACUCGAUUCAUUCGCUGCCUUGGACUACGAUUGGAGCAUCCUCGAGGACGUGUUGGCGAUGUGCAACGGCAACCACAGUUUGCAGCAGGUGCCGGACGACGACGUGUGUGAGGAGGAGGAGGACGACGACGACGACGAAGCUGAAGACGAACAAGGUGACGGAGGGAACGGUCCUGCAGCGAGGGCCACAGUGGUGGCUGAGGUCGAGGACUUCAUGCAUGAUCAUUCUCACCAUGUACGAGUUCGGGUGCUCAUCCUUGUGGGGCGAGUACUUCAGACUGAGUACACGGCGGCUCUGGACGCGCACAAGGAAGGACUUCAAAAGCAACUGGAAUGGCAAGCGUGGAGAUCUUAUGGGAAGUGGUUCGAAACUGUUGUUCGCAUGUUCGAACUUUUCGAAUCCCGAGAUGUCUUCAAGGCUCUUGAUCUUCGCGAGCGACAACCAGAUGCUGAGGCAGUUCCUGUGCAAGACAACCAGAACGAGGUAGCUGCUUGCCAGCAUCUACUCCGUUUGGUGGCUCAAGUGGCUUCCGCGCGAUGCUGGUCGCAACUGCAUCACACGCUUGCGUUGCCUCACUGCCUGGCGCAGGUUUUCCUUCCGCGACACGAUCUGCUGUUGGAGGUGCAAGAGUUUUUCGAAAAGAUCAGUCAACAGUUGCACCUGCUGAACGAGGCGCUCCAGCCAAGGCCAGACGUGCCCAAGUCCAGACGACAGCUGGUUGCAGAACUCGUCGAUGAUCUGGGAACCAUGGAUUGGGUCCUGACCCGUGAAAUCCUGAUGGACGGCGCCAAGCAUGAAUGGGAUCUGUGCUCGCAGGGAAUGCGUAAUUUGGCGUUCUCGGCCUUCGGUAGCUCAGCCGAAACAAAGUCCACAUGUGAGAACGCGUUCAGUUGGCUGGCAGACGCAGUGGCCAGGCAAUCCAAGGCAAACAAGUUUCACGUGGCAACAAAGAUGCUGUACUUGCUUUCAUGUCCGUACGCUGGUGCCGGCGGCUGCAACCCCAUUAGGCCACUGCCAGAGGACGUUAGAUUGCAAACUGCUGAAGACAACAAUGCUUUCCAAGAUCUCGGGGCCUUCGCAGCGAAGUUCUACAAGCUUCCAUUGGAAGGGGUCACGCCGCACAACAUCAAAAAAUGGAGACCGGCUGGCUAUUUGUCGCAGAGGCACAGCGCAGCGGCCCAUGCCUUCGUGUUGCAGUUCGUGGAUGAACGUCGAGGAGUAAACUUUGCUGCCUUGGAAAAUGUUUGGAGCGGCUGCCUUCUGGUCUUGGGGCAGGUGUACCAGGAGAGGGCAACAAGGAAGUACAUCCUCUCGCUCGGCUUCAUGAAAUAUGUGACUUUGGCUGUCGUUUUGCAGCCUCUGGUGUGCGAGGUAUAUCUCCGUUUGCGAAGCGACGAGACUGCCGCGGAGGCGUUGCCCACCUUUGUCUGGAACUCCUCGCCAGGCAGGGACAGUGACUACGUGCACAUCGAAUGCCAGAUUGUGCCACCCGCCUCCUGCGAAGCAGGGAAUCUCAUAUGCUUGAAACGAACCUCUAUGACAUCCAAUGGUUUGCUUAAGUCUGCGCUACUCAACGGCGUGCAGUUGACAAAGGCCCAGGUGGAGAAAUGCAUGGCUGCGGAACAAAUUCCCUUCCCGCAGCACCGACCACGAGGACGUCUUCUGAAAGCAGAUCUUGUGGACGCACUGCUGAGCAAUGUCCUCGACGGAGAGAGUGAGGAAACGAUCGCCCAGGUGCGCAAAAGGCUCUGUCGAGAGACACAGCCUGAUGCAGAAGAGGACGACGAUGACGAGCUAUGUCCUGAAGAAAUUCUUCGCUUGAUACGCAACAUGGACCAGGACAACCGAGAACACUUCAAGGAGGUACAGAAGGAGAUGGCCGUGCCCGUGAUCCUCGCCCAGGAGAACCAGAGCCCCGCCAAGAGGCAGAAGAACCUCGCCACGAUGAGGCACCAGCCUCCCGCCAGGAAGGACAAGAACCUCACCGCGAUGAAGAACCAGAACCUCGCCCUGAUCGCCCAGCAGCAGAAGAUGCGCAAAGAGAAGCGGACUUGCCGUCUCAGCCUCAUGUCGGGAGCCACGCAUCCCGUCGCAGCACAGCGAGGGCAUUGUACGCCGCCAGGCGUGCAGCGAACCAAGCAGCAGUCAUGGUCGCCGGGCAUCGUCGGGCAAGAGCUGGUGAAUCAACAAGUUCAAAGUUUGGAUGUUGUUUUCUCGUUCGUGGAGCGAACAUACCACCGUCAUUUUGACAAAUCGACCAACUACGACAAGGAUUGGAAGAGGACAGUUCGGGUAACCAAUGAAAUAAUACGCUAG